Molecule: messenger RNA, 1026 nt
Organism: Ostrinia nubilalis (European corn borer)
Lineage: Eukaryota; Metazoa; Arthropoda; Insecta; Lepidoptera; Crambidae
Gene: rept
Product: ruvB-like helicase 2
Exons: 9
Coding region: 80-916 (278 amino acids)
Biological process (GO): regulation of transcription by RNA polymerase II; box C/D snoRNP assembly; chromatin remodeling
Cellular component (GO): R2TP complex; Ino80 complex; Swr1 complex
Molecular function (GO): ATP binding; DNA helicase activity
Source: RefSeq, a predicted model, not a curated record
AGCGGCGGUGCUUGUCUGUGCGUGCCGUGCUUCUAAAAAUUGAAUUUUUGGUGAAUUAAAUCGUUAUACAUCUAUAAAAAUGGCUUCGUUAGCAGCCGCUCAAGUGCAAGAGGUGCGUUCUAUAACGCGCAUAGAACGAAUCGGCGCUCAUUCACAUAUAAGAGGUCUCGGUCUAGAUGAUUCCCUUGAGCCUAGGGCGGUGUCUCAGGGCAUGGUUGGCCAGAAGAUGGCCAGGAAGGCCGCCGGGGUCAUUUUGCAGAUGAUUCGAGAAGGGAAGAUAGCUGGCCGAGCAGUGCUACUGGCUGGCCAACCCGGCACGGGCAAGACGGCCAUUGCUAUGGGCCUAGCGCAGGCACUGGGCCCCGAUACUCCGUUCACUAGCAUGGCUGGUUCCGAAAUAUUUUCUCUUGAGAUGAGCAAGACCGAGGCUCUCACACAGGCAAUCAGGAAAUCUAUUGGCAUAAGAAUCAAGGAAGAAUCAGAGAUAAUAGAGGGCGAAGUCGUAGAGGUGGUUAUCGAGAGAGCGGCCGGCGGCGGUGGCGCCAGGGUCGGAAGACUGACGCUGAAGACCACAGACAUGGAGACCACCACGCCAUACUCGCACCAGGAACUCCGGGAAAUACUAAAUAUUAGGUGCGAAGAAGAAGACUGUCAAAUGUCAGCCGAUGCCCUGACGGUUCUGACUCGUGUGGCCACUGAGACCUCACUCCGUUACGCCAUACAACUCAUCACCACCGCCUCUCUCGUCGCAAAACGUAGGAAAGCCUCCGAGGUGAGCAUGGAAGAUGUGAAGAAGGUAUACUCGUUGUUCCUGGAUGAACACCGAUCGGAGCAGUUCCUGAAGGAAUACCAGGACGAGUUUAUGUUCAACGAUGGUGGUGGAGACGCACCACAGCUAAUGGAGAUCGCACAGUAAUCUCAAACACUCCAGUCAUUUCCAAUAAGUACGCUUUACUGUUUCGAAGAAGUACAUUUAAGUUUAUCAUAAGUGAUAGUUAAGUUUUUAUUAAUAAACAAAUUCCUACC